GUUUACCACUAACACGGGCUCACAUGAGCCCAGGCUUUCGGUUUGUGCGCUUUUGGAGCGCAUACACCACUCUGAUAACAUAAAUCUGACCAAUGCGCGCCUUUGUGUUUGAGUCGUUACUAAAACUGACUGUUUGGGUAUCUAGAUCAUGCACAUGAAUACUGGCCAGCUUCAAGCACAAUACUUGCACUCGGAGGUUGCCAAUUCUUGCUUUCGCUAGAUUCGGAUAUCGACACACAUGAAGGCCAACCGCAUCGGAAGUACUUUCUGGGUUCGCUAUGUGGACGUUCAACAAGCUGGCCUAUCCUAGACCGCCCAAUGAAAGAAGGCGCUCAAAUACGGAAUGCAUCACGCAGGCGCACCAUCGCGGCCGCUAGUCCUGGACCAACGCUUUUCUGGGCUUCUGUGUUAAAUUGACCACAUGCCGAUCUAAGGUCCAACCAAUCAGAAGGUACGAACUCAACAACAUAGGAUGACAUCUUCCUUCAGUUCGUCCCCUCCUAUCGGCUUCUUGCCAGAUCUGGUCCCUUUUCGAUCGAUUGACGAAUGCGCGAUGACUCGCUGGUCAUACGCAUUUAUCCUCCCCCCGAGCUCUGGGGCCCCUAAUAUUAGCUUCCACUGUUGCGCCGCGUACAUGUCCCGUCGUCUUUCACACAUUGUGAGGUGCGACGCGCAUAUAAGCCCGCCCUGCUUCCUUCUGUUGCCGUAAUUCGCAACGUUGUGACCUUACUUCGGAUAUGCGCACUAAAGAACUCAAAGUCGAAUACCGUCAGCUUGGAAAGUCGGGUCUCAGAGUGUCGGUGCCGAUCCUUGGUGCCCUUAGCUUUGGUACUUCCAGAUGGGGACAGGCGCCAUGGGUUCUCAAUGCCGAGGAUGCUUUCCCUAUACUAAAGGAGGCAUGGGACCUUGGCAUUAACACCAUCGACACCGCGAAUUCAUACUCUAAUGGUGAGUCGGAACGCGUCAUUGGGAAGUUCAUCAAGAAGUACAACAUCCCGCGACAUCAGAUCAUCAUCGCCACGAAAUGCUAUCGUCUCGUCGCUGAGUACCCUGAACUCCGGACGAGCACGACACCCGGCCUCCAAAAUCGCCGCGAGUACGUGAACCAGUCCGGCCUCUCGCGGGCCGCCAUCUUCAAUGCGGUAAACGCGUCGCUCGAGCGUCUCGGCACCGACUACAUAGACCUCCUCCACAUUCACCGCUUUGACCCUGACGUCCCACCGGAAGAAACGAUGAAGGCGCUUCAUGACCUCGUCGAGUCCGGUAAGGUGCGGUAUAUCGGUGGGAGCUCGAUGCGAUGCUGGCAAUUCGCGAUGCUUAACGAGGUGGCGGCGCGGAACGGAUGGACGAAGUUUGUCAGUAUGCAGGACGAGUAUUCGUUAUUAUAUCGCGAAGAGGAGCGUGAGAUGCACGCAUACUGCAAUCACCACGGCAUCGGUAUCAUUCCAUGGGGCCCACUCGCUACAGGUGACCUCGCUCGGCCACUAGGCGUCGAGACCGAGCGCGCCAGCGCAUCAAAGGGCACUAUCUUCGAGCGCAAGUUCAGCCCGUCAGAUGAGCUCAUCGUGAUGCGUGUCGAGGAACUUGCACGGAAGUACGACAAACCGAUGAGUCAGAUUGCACUGGCGUGGAUCAACGGACGAGUCGCGAGCCCCAUCAUUGGUGUUAGUUCGAUACAGCGACUGCACGAAGGUAUCAUCACGGGAUUCCAGCUCACGCCAGAGGAGGAAAGGUAUCUGGAAGAACCGUAUGAACCAAAACGUAUCCGAGGGCACGCAUGAUGUAAGACCGCGGAGUGCGAUAGGUUGGCUAUGUUAGUUCUCUGAACAUAUUAUCCAACGCGUCAUAUAUGCGCAU
Molecule: messenger RNA, 1857 nt
Organism: Coniophora puteana RWD-64-598 SS2
Lineage: Eukaryota; Fungi; Basidiomycota; Agaricomycetes; Boletales; Coniophoraceae
Product: Aldo keto reductase
Exons: 8
Coding region: 738-1781 (347 amino acids)
Source: RefSeq, a predicted model, not a curated record